Molecule: messenger RNA, 3661 nt
Organism: Rhodotorula graminis WP1
Lineage: Eukaryota; Fungi; Basidiomycota; Microbotryomycetes; Sporidiobolales; Sporidiobolaceae
Exons: 8
Coding region: 1-3567 (1188 amino acids)
Cellular component (GO): actomyosin contractile ring; cell cortex of growing cell tip
Molecular function (GO): MAP kinase scaffold activity
Source: RefSeq, a predicted model, not a curated record
AUGUCGCUGCGCAACCCGAACGGCGGGCCAAGGCCGAUGAACGCGCCGCCAGCAGACGCCUUCUCGUACCGGCCUCUCCAGCAGCAGCAGCAGCCGCAGCAGCAGGGCCAGGCCGGGCAGGGCGCCGGUCAGCCUCCCGCCCUCGGCCAGCAACAGCCGCAGCAGCCGCAACCAGCGCACCAGCACGCCCAGCAGCAGCCCACCGGCUUCACCAAGCCUGCGCCCCUCUCGCUCGAGCAGAGCAAGGCCGUCGCGCGCACCCACUACUCGGCCCUCAAGGGCUGGCUCACCAACGAGGGCGCCCUCUCGUCCGGCUCGACCAGGACCAACGCCCGCGACAAGCUCACGCGCCUCACGCGCCAGCAGUUCCAGGAGCUGACGACCGACGUCUACGACGAGCUCAUGCGCCGCAUCGACGACUCGGCCACCCCGACAGCAGGACAACAACCCUUCCUCGCGGUCCGUCCCGACUUUCACCCGAAGCGCAACCAGGCGCGCCAGAAGCUCGCGACGCUCCCGCUCUCGCGCUUCCGCGACCUCGCGAGCGACAUCUACUUCGAGCUCGACCGGCGGUACCCCGAGUUUGGCGAGGAGGACGACAACGCCGGUGGACAAGCCUACAGCACACCCCAGACGCACUUUUCGCCGCACUCGCGCACGGGCUCGCACGCCUCGUCGCAGCAAGCCGCUCCGGCGCUCACCUCGCCUCCUCCGCCGACCAACCUGAACGCGCGCCGCGCACCGACGCCGACCUCGGCGACGUCCCAGUCGUCGGCCCUCCCCGUCGGCAACGACGUCGUCGUGCCCAACAAGAGCACGAUGCUCGUCGAGGACGAGCCGAUGUGCUCCCCCUCCGCGAGCGGGCCCGGCGCCGGCGCCCAGUCGCUCACGUCGCCCACCUCGGCCACGUCGCCGCCCGUCCCGAGCCCGACUGGCUCGCUCCACGCGCCGCGCAGCCCCUCGCCCGGCGCGGCGGCCCAAGCGCGCCCGAACGGCGGCGCCGCGUACGGGUUCGGCGCGUCGCACUCGUCGUCGUCGCUGCCGCGCCCGGCGCCGCCCGUCCCGACCGUGCGCGAGGAGGACGAGCGCGACGAGGCGUACGGCGAGCGGAGCGAGGCGCUCGCGAGCCCGCCGGCGGCGCGCGCGCAGUACGGCCAGGGCUCGAGCGCCGGCGCGGGCUCGGGGCAGGGGCUCGGGCAGCAGGGGCAGGGGGCAGGGCUCGCGCUCGGCAACAGCACGAACAGCCGGGCGAGCGAGGUGAGCAGUAACGGGACGAGCAGUCGGUUCUUCGGCGGGUACGCGGGCAGUAACGCGCCGAGCGAGGUUGGCGGCGUGGGCAACGGCGGCAGGAGAUCGUGGGAGAACGAGGCGGCGGCCGACAAGGUCCGCGCCGAGUACGAGUACAAGCUCGCUCGGCUGCAGAACCGGGUCGUCGAUCUCGAGCGUGACGGCGCGUCGGCGGCGUCGGCGCAGGCGACGAGCGGCGAGGGCGAGAGGCGGGUGCGGGAGCAGCUCGAGGACGAGCGGAGGAGGUGGGAGCAGCGGUUCGAGGAGCAGCAGGCGCAGCUACGGUCGCUGCAGCGCGACCACGACUCGCUGCAGGCUCGCGGCCCGUCGCCGUCGUCGUCGUCGACCCGCUCUGCCGGCACGAGCGGGCUCGACGCCCAAGUGCGCGCCCGCCUGCACGAGGCCGAGGAGCUCGCGGCCGAGAUGCGCGGCGAGGUGUCGAGCCUCGUCGACGAGGUGCGGCACGCGAGCGAGCGGGCCGACGAGCUCCAGCGCGAGGUCGAGCGCGAGCGGGAGGCGAGGGAGCGGGCCGAGAAGGAGGCGCAAGAGUGGAAGGAGCGGUGGCAGGCGGCCAAGCUCGAGCUGCGGAACGUCAAGGCGACCUCAAUGCUCUUCACGUCGUCGAUCAGCGUCGACGCCGACUGGCUGCCCGCCUCGUCCGACGGCCUCAUCAACGACACGUCGAUCGCCGCCUUCCAGACCUCGAUCGACGACCUCCUCCAGGCCGCCCGCUCGAAAGAGCCGUCGUCCGUCCUCCCGACCGCUCGAGCCGUCGUCCAGGCGUGCCAGAAGGUCGACAACGACGUGCAGGCCAUUCCUCCUUCUCGCCUCGCGUCGCUCCCGCUCUCGGAGCAGGACCUCGUCAACUCGCUCAAGGUCAAGGUCAACGCGACGCUCUCGAACCUCCUGACGGCGUGCAAGAACCACGCGACGGGCUACGGCGUCUCGCCCGUCUCGCUCCUCGACGCCGCCGCGUCCCACCUCGCCGCAACCGUCGUCGAGCUCGUGCGCAUCCUCAAGAUCCGGCGCACGACGGGCCCGUCGUCUUCCUCGGCCGGCCGAGGCGGCGCACUCGACCCGUCGUCGGCGUUCGGCAUGCGCGCCGCCGCCGCGCGCGAGCCCAUGCCCCCUCUGCGGGAGGACGUCGGCGCCGGCUCGCGCCUGUCGCAGGGCGGUCUCGACGACGCGCACUCGUCGCUCCAGGGCCUGUCGAUCUCGGUCCCGUCCGUCGAGACGACGCCGACGCCGACCUCGCCCGCACCGCCUCCUCCGCCCGCCAAGGAGCAGCCGUCCGCCCAGCAGCAGCAGCAGUCGCGCAGCCGCAUCUCGGGCGGCGUGUCGUCCAUCUUCGGCAGCGGCGGCAGCGUCAAGAGCGCACUCGGCGCCAUCGGCUUCGGCUCGGACCGCGGCACCAAGCGCAACAGCGGCGGCUCGGUCCGCUCGCGCUCGGACGCCGACACGCUCGCGGGCGCGAGUGCAGGUGCGCGCUCGAGCGUCGCCGAGUCGUUCUCGCAGCCGCACGGCGUGCAGCAGCAGCCGUACGGCGGCGAGGCGCACGGACCUCCUCGGCCCGGCGUCAACGGCGCCGGCGCCGCCAGCUCGCGCGACUCGUACGGCGGCCGGCCGUCGCUCGACAGCGACGGCUCGGGCUACGGCGCACGAGGGCAGCAGCAGCAGCAGGCCUACGGCGGCGCGUACGAGGGCGAGCAGCAGUACGGCGGGCCGCGCGACGAGCCGCAGCAGUACGGCCACAGCGAGUACCCGGCGCAGGGCUCGUCGCAGCCGUACGGCGCAUACGGCGACGAGCAGCGACGAGACGGGUACGGCGAUCGCGCGUACGACGACGGCGCCGAGGUCGAGAUGCAGCAGGGGCAGGAGCGAGACCCGCAGGAACUGAGGGCCUACAUCGAGAACCAGACCGAGGCCAUCGUUCACUCGAUCCAGUCGCUCCUGUCGGCCAUCCGCUCGGGCGCCCAGUCGUCCGAGCUGCAGGAGAACCUCACCCAGAUCAUCACCAUCGUCUCGUCGAUCGUCGCCAUCUCGCAAGAAGCGCUUCCUCGGACCCUCACGCCCGCCGAGGAGGACGAGGGCUCGGCCAUCCUCCAGGACCUCACGACGCACUGCGACCAGUUGAGCGAGAUGCAGAGCGCCGACCACGCCGCACCGGGCGCCUUCAACAAGCAGACCAAGCAGGCCAUGGCGGCAGCGUCGUUCGGCGUCGCCAAGAGCCUCAAGCAGCUGAACGCGCUGUUGAGCAGCGCGGCCGGCGACGAGCCGUGAGUUGACCGGCGCGUCAGGGCAGGAGGGCAGGAGGGCAGGAGGGCAGGAGUCUGUAGCGCGUCAAGUUAUCCUUGUCUGUACGCGUCGCUGUCGC